UCAGACUAAUAGGCGAGUGUCACAGCUGCGUGAACUUAGAGAAAGAGAGAAAGAGAGAGAGAGAGAGAGAGAGUGGUGGAUUACUGCGUCUGUACGGACUUCUACGAGACAACAUAAGCCUAUCCUGAAUAACAGAGAUUUCAAGCAAAAUGAAAGUGUUUGUCCUGUCCUUCUUAUGCUGCUGUCUGCUGCUCACUGUCACACCCAGCGUGGACAGUGCAAAACUAAACCUCAGCCAAGUCUUAAAAAGGAGCAUGGAGCUCCAGAGGAUGAAAAGGGAUCUGAGUAGUCUGUCCGCACUGAGAGAAGCAGAGCUCGGGCAAUUUGUUCGACCCGAUGAUGUCAAAGAUGCGAUGCUUCCACGUUCCAGCACUGGCAUCCUUGUGCGAUCCAAGCGCAACAAGAACUCCAUCAACCAGUCACGGAGGUCAGGCUGCUCACUGGGCACGUGCACCGUACACGACCUGGCACACCGGCUGCACCAGCUCAACAACAAGCUGAAAGUCAGUAACGCCCCCAUCGACAAGAUAAGCCCUCUGGGAUAUGGGCGCAGGCGCAGGUCGGUCCCCGAGAGGCAGAUGAAGAUGGGGUCGCGCCGCGCCUUCUUGCUAGCACGCUGGAUGAUGAAGAAGCAGGAGGCGCUGCUCAGACACACCUGAGCGGGAUGCGAAACCGAGAGGGACUAGAACGCUGAGGGACUGGAACUUCUGUUCUACCAAGUAUCUUGGACACUCUUUUGCAAGGCGAGCAGUUGGGGGGGGGAAAGCCGACAGCUGUUCCACGAGCACUGUGAACAAGAUACAGAAAGGGAGAAGAGUUCUGUGGUGGAGUACUGCAACCUUCUGGUUAUGAUUGGUGCACUGAUCCCCAGAGGAGUGUGGUGGAGUGUGGUGGAGUGGAGAUGGAGUGUGGUGGAGUGGAGAUGGAGUGGAGAUGGAAAUGGAGUGGAGAUGGAGUGGAGAUGGAGGGAAAAGCCCACAGGAUCUAAACUGAAGAGUGAGCCUCCUCUGACGGGACCGGAUUUCACUGCUCCUCAGGUGGACUAUACUUUGGGAUUAUGGGGACCCAGGUGCAUUCCUAGUGCACAAUCACUUCAACAAACUUUCUCAAAAAAAAACAACAACAAAAAACCAAACUAACUGUGGACUUUAAUCCAUCGUAUUCAAAAGGAAAAGAUGUGGAUUGUUUGUUCAUUCUGGGGAGAUCUGAAGGAUUUUUACGAAUACGAAUAAAACUCAAAAACUCUGUGUUCGGACACUGUAUGAUGGAUGAAUGCUUUAGAUUUCAAAAUGCCUUUCUCAGUCCUUACGGGAUUGUUAUGCUACUUGAACAUCAUUACUUUUACUAUUGUUAUUUUUGUUGUUAUUGUUAUUAUUAUUAUUAUUAUUAUUUUGUAUAGAGAUACGUGCAAUCUAUGUGUAUUUUUUUAUUCUCAGUAUUUGUAUAUAUAUGUCAAACAAAUUCAAGAUAUUGUUAUUUAAUUUGUUUUAUACUUCGUACUACUCAUAGAGAGCUAUUUUCGUACAGUAUGAAAGGUAUAUGGGCAUUGUUGUGUAUCUUUCGUUUGUGUUAUACGGUGAUAGAAAAUGUUUUAUAAGUGUAAUAAUAAUAUAUUUGUAAAUGUGGUCGAUUUGUGUUGUUGUCAUUUUUGUAUGUCGAAGUAAUGUAUGUUGUCAACAAAUAAACGUUAAAAAAGAAAAUCAAAAA
This is a messenger RNA of Clarias gariepinus (North African catfish), 1707 nucleotides long. RefSeq names its product adrenomedullin a (gene adma). Gene Ontology annotation, molecular function: hormone activity; adrenomedullin receptor binding. The transcript has 4 exons. Gene Ontology annotation, biological process: adenylate cyclase-activating G protein-coupled receptor signaling pathway; regulation of systemic arterial blood pressure; adrenomedullin receptor signaling pathway. Lineage: Eukaryota; Metazoa; Chordata; Actinopteri; Siluriformes; Clariidae. Gene Ontology annotation, cellular component: extracellular region. The record is from RefSeq and is a predicted model, not a curated record. The coding region runs from base 150 to 659 and encodes 169 amino acids.